Venustampulla echinocandica is the source of this 999-nucleotide messenger RNA. Its product is annotated as Clavaminate synthase-like protein. The record is from RefSeq and is a predicted model, not a curated record. NCBI's taxonomy places the organism in Eukaryota, Fungi, Ascomycota, Leotiomycetes, Helotiales, Pleuroascaceae. The coding region runs from base 1 to 999 and encodes 332 amino acids. Gene Ontology annotation, molecular function: dioxygenase activity. The transcript is spliced from 3 exons.
AUGCAGAUAGAAACACUUGACUUUUCAAAGUUUCAUGCUGGAACUGAUGCCGAACGCUACGAGUUCUCAAAGGCACUACUGGCAGGUUUCGCAAGUACAGGCUUCGUGAAGCUCAUUAAUCAUGGGUUCUCACGAGAGGAGAUAUCACGGAUGUUUGAAGAGAACCGACGCUUUUUUGAACUGACUGAUUCAGUGAAAGCACGAAUCGCCAACGAAGAUGGUCCAAAACCUCAAAGAGGAUGGAGCUCACUUGGCGCCGAGAAGACUGGCCUACUGAACACAGGAGGCAAGACCAACCUCACCAAACCAGACAUUGAAAGCCGUCAAGACGCGAAGGAACACUUUGACAUCGGUCCAUCAGAAGAUACGGAAUUUCCUAACAAAUGGCCGGACGAUAAAUUGAUUCCUGGCUUCCAAUCAUGGCUGGAGUCCUACUUCGACAGGAGCCAGUGUAUCACUCUCGCAUUGAUGGAAGCUUUAGAAAUCUCUAUGCAUCUCCCGAAAGGCGCUUUCGUCCAAAAGUGUCAAGGACAUGCCAGUGAACUCCGUCUUAAUCAUUACCCAGGGAUAGCCGUCAAGAUUCUUGAAGAAGGGAGAACAAGUCGUAUCUGGCCUCACACCGACUUUGGCAUUAUCACUUUGCUCUCCCAAGAUGAUGUGGGAGGACUCGAAAUCCAAGAUAAGGAUCACCCAGCAAACUUUGUACCUGUACCGAGAGAGGACCUAUCUGAGUUGAUCGUCAACAUCGGUGAUACCCUCGAACGGUGGACGAAUGGGUUUCUGCAGGCAGGACUACACCAGGUAACGGCACCGCGGGAGAUGUUGAAUCGGAGUAACGAAAACCUGCUUCCAAGACGAUCCAUUGCUUUUUUUCUCAAGGCUCACAGACAGAUGUCGGUGGGUCCAUUACCUCAGUUUGUGGCAGAGAAGACACCUGCAAAGUAUGAAGAUAUAACCGCCCUGGCUUAUCAACAGAGGAGGACUGCGAUCGUUUACUGA